AAAUUAACCAUGACUACAGCUGCACCGGGUUGUGCAAAUAAACUGGAUGUAACAAGUUUGAAACAUUACACCAUCAACUUUUUGUCUCGAUUAUCAUAUUGUCUUAAUCUAUCGUCCGUGUCACUUCCGAUUGUCAUUAAUUGCUUUCGCUAUCAGAUAUAACACCAUGCAAUUUGUGUAUUUGUUUUAACUAUGAAAACAUGACAGAAACUGCUGAAUCAGUAUCAGAACAAAAAUCAUUCGAUCCAUUUAUUCCAUGGGGUUUUCCAAAUGAAUUAAAUUUAUGUAAAGCAGCACGUCAUGCUGAUAUAAAAGCUGUAAGCAAAUGUAUUGCAAAUGGAGUGAAUAUAAACUUUAUUGAUGGUUUUGGUAAAACAGCAUUACACUAUGCAGCCGCAAGUAAACAUGUUUAACAUUUCGUAAUUCUUGAUUUACUUUUCCCUUCAAAAAAUAUAUCUCAAAUUAAAUAACAGAUGGAAGUUACGAAUCAGUGAAACUUCUUGUCGCUAAUAAAGCGAAUGUAAAUAUAUGGGAUUCAAAUGGAACUACACCAUUACAUAUGGCCGCUAAAGGAAAUCAUACAAGAGUAGUGAAAUUCUUACUUAUGUCUGGGGCAGAUAUUAAUCAUCAAUGUAUUAGUGGCGUCAAACCAAUCGACUUAGCAAUUUACAAUUCCGAAACUUGGAAAGUUUUAUUGGACGCUGCAAACGGCGAUCUACCUAAAAUUGAACAUUUAAUACAAACACGUACAGUUCCUCUAAUUCCCCAAUUUACAAUACAACGAGAAAUUGAUAAACAAGCAAAGGCGAAUGAAAAGAAAGGUGGAACGAAGAAAAGUGGAAAGAAGAGUGGAAAAAAAAGUGGUAAAGGCAAAAAGAAGAAAUGAUCAAUUUGUCCAAGAUUAUGUGAAAAUUUAAAGUACUUCUACUGUCUUGCUUACAUUCAUACAUACAUUAUAUACCUGUACAAUAUGGUAUACAUAUUAAUAAAAUCUAUUAUUACAAA
This is a messenger RNA of Schistosoma haematobium, 1005 nucleotides long. RefSeq lists its product as uncharacterized. NCBI's taxonomy places the organism in Eukaryota, Metazoa, Platyhelminthes, Trematoda, Strigeidida, Schistosomatidae. Gene Ontology annotation, molecular function: RNA polymerase II-specific DNA-binding transcription factor binding. Gene Ontology annotation, cellular component: nucleus. The transcript has 4 exons. The record is from RefSeq and is a predicted model, not a curated record. Gene Ontology annotation, biological process: regulation of transcription by RNA polymerase II. The coding region runs from base 560 to 886 and encodes 108 amino acids.